UCUGGUCAUGUGACUGGUAGAGCAGAGUAAGAGGAUCAGUGUUUCCUGUUUUUACUCUUACAGACAGAGGGAGAGCGGAGGAGUGUGAGCAGACGACUGACUGACUGACAGAUGAGGCUGGAUGUGUGUGUGCUGUUUCUGCUGCUGAUCGGCUGCGUGUGUCUGCAGAGAGUCGACUGCAGACUGCCAGACUUCACACCUGCCACACCUCAGCUGCAGGUAGGACAGGUUGAAGUCUUGAUGAAGUCAGACUCAUCUGUGAGGACAGAGCGGUUUGGACGACUUCCUGGACUCUGUCGGCGUCUGAAGAGGCGCAGAGUCACCGUGCUGUGUAACCAGGAGAAGUUUUGUUGGAGGGGGCGUGGCCAUGAACGGAGCAGUGGGAGGAGUCUGAAGGCUCGGGCAGGUCAGGUGUGUGUGUGUCCGCGGGGCUCCAGGUGUUCACGUUUCUUCGUCCACAGUUUGUGAAACUCUCACAGACACACCCCGAUGACAGAACAGUCAGUGACGGCGUUCGUCCUCAGGGUGGCGCUGUAGCUCACUCUGUAUUUUUGUUUGUCUAAAUAAAUAAAUGUUCUUCUUGUUCCUCAUCAA
Labrus mixtus (cuckoo wrasse) is the source of this 594-nucleotide messenger RNA. RefSeq lists its product as uncharacterized. The transcript is spliced from 3 exons. The record is from RefSeq and is a predicted model, not a curated record. Bases 112 to 468 code for a protein of 118 amino acids. NCBI's taxonomy places the organism in Eukaryota, Metazoa, Chordata, Actinopteri, Labriformes, Labridae.